AUCUCCUUCCCUGCACACCCAAUUACAUUUGCACAUUUACAAAAAAGUAGUAGUACAGCAUCUACAAAACUCAGCUGGCGUGACCGACCUAGAGAGAGAAACCUGAGUUUCUAGAGAGAGAGAGAAGAUAGGGAGUGAGAGAGAUGCGGAACCCAUCACCAUCGUCAUCGUCUUCGAAACCCACCACGACGAAGUGUUGUAGCAAGGUGGGUCUGAAGCGAGGCCCGUGGACUCCCGAAGAAGACGAGCUCCUCGCCAAUUACAUCCGCCGCGAAGGCGAGGGCCGGUGGCGGACUCUGCCGCACAGGGCGGGUCUCCUCCGCUGCGGCAAGAGCUGCCGCCUCCGCUGGGUCAAUUACCUCCGUCCCUCCGUCAAGCGCGGCCACAUCGCUCCCGACGAGGAGGACCUCAUUCUUCGCCUCCACCGCCUUCUCGGCAACAGGUGGUCUUUGAUAGCUGGGAGAAUUCCGGGGCGUACAGAUAAUGAGAUCAAGAAUUACUGGAACACUCACCUUAGCAAGAAGUUGAUCAGCCAAGGGAUAGAUCCCAGAACUCACAAGCCAUUAAGCCCUAAUUAUGAGGAUAAUAAACCCUCUUCCUCCAAAGCAAAUCAUAUCCCAAACCCUAACCCUAACCCUAAUCUCGUUACUUCAACUGAUCUUAUGGAGGAGGAAUCUGCCAGUGCCAAUAAAACUGGUGGCGUAGUCGAUAAGGGAUAUGGGAUCAUCGAGCUCCAGCUCCAGCAGUACCACGAGGACGGAACAGCAGGAAAUGAUGCUGUGAAAAUGCAGAAUUCUGAUGGUUCCGGAGGGACGGGUUUGAGAAGCAGCCAUGGGCUCAGCAGUCAAGAUGAUGAUGAUGUUUAUAAUUACACCGACGAUGUGUUCUCUUCGUUCUUGAAUUCAUUGAUCAAUGAAGAUGUGUUUGAUGGCCAACACCAAGUAGUGCAACAACAGCAUAAUAUUAAUAAUAUGAUGAUUGCACCCGGUGGCGGCGGCGGUUCGGAUCCUCUGAUCAAGUCUUUUGCCUUUGGUGGUGUGGGAUGGGAUGCUCCGAUCAUGAAUUCGGUGUCUGCUUUUAACCAAAAUGAUCCCAAGAGGUUUGAAGAUCAUGUUGAGAAGCAUUUCUGAUCAAAUCCAUCGCCUGCAUGCUUUAAGAAUGAAGCUUCAGUUCGUUUAUUAGUUCUGAGGGUUCUAGGGUUUGCAGUAGUGUUAUUUUAUGUUUGCUAUGUAUCUUCUUCCACUUUAUCAGCUUUUUAUGAUCUUGUUGUGGUGGUAUUUGUUGUGUUAUACUUUGAUGAUGUUGUAAACAAACCAUAUAUCAACCAGUUAUGUAUUAAUCUGGUGGUAUGGGUUUAUGUGCUGUUUCCUUUGCAUAUUAUCAAGAAAUCGGAAUUAUAGUGUUUGUA
Molecule: messenger RNA, 1408 nt
Organism: Cornus florida
Lineage: Eukaryota; Viridiplantae; Streptophyta; Magnoliopsida; Cornales; Cornaceae
Product: transcription repressor MYB5-like
Exons: 2
Coding region: 144-1130 (328 amino acids)
Source: RefSeq, a predicted model, not a curated record